UGUUGAUCCGAAAUGCAAACACACCGAGCCACAAAGUCUCUCAGCCAGACUUCACAGCGUCGUGGAUUUGGCGAGUUCUGCGGCCGUGACGACUUUGAACAGAAUCAUGCAAUUAAAAGAGAUGCAAGUGAAGCCUACAGGAAAACAGAUGCUCUUCAUCACUGGAGCAUCGGCAAACCACUAUCUUGAGUCACAAGCAAUGCUGAAGAACUUUCAUGAAGUGGUCCUUCCAAACAUGAAGAAUUAUUCGCUCAUCUAUUAUGAUCUUGGACUUACGCUCGAACAACGUGCACAGGUGCAGAAGCACUGCAAAUGUGAGGUGAGGGUGUUCCCUGUUACAAAACUAGAAGACUGGAUGAAGAAGCUGAAAUGUUAUGCUUGGAAACCGCUGAUAGUACAGGCUAAUAUUAGGUCUGCUGACAUGCUGGUUUGGUUGGACGCUUCUUCGAGACUUACAAUGAAGGGAUUGAAGGAAACACUGGAGGAUGUCAAAUCUCAGGGAAUGGUUUUACGACCUGGUGGAAAAGUAGCAAUGUCUCAACACAUAGACAAGCAAAUGAUGCAAUACUUUAAUUCCACAGCUUGUGCUUAUUCCCCCUACAGAAUGACAAGUGGUUCUUUUGUUUUCCUCCAUAAUGAACAGUUUGUAAGAGAUGCAAUAGUCACACCAUGGGCUAUGUGUGCUGUAACCCAAAAUUGUAUCUGCCCUCAACAUGCUGUGUUAUAUUGCAAUCCAAAUAUUCAUAGGAAUGGAAAAUGUCAUAGAUAUGAUCAAGCUGGAUUAACUAUGAUUGUUACGAAAUUGUUUGGCCAAUAUAUUGAAAGUUUCCGACUCAAUAAACUUUCAUACAAGGUCAAAAGGGGAGACAAAUAUAAAUAUUUUGAUUACUUAGAGUCACAGGAAAAGCUAGGUGUUAAUUGAGAGUUACAAUAAAUGAUUUAAUUCACAGUGCAUGUAAUAUUUUUAAAACAAUCAUUUGAGGAUAUGUAACCUUCAAAAUAUGUACAAUUAGAGUGACAUUUAAAGGUCACAUGC
Molecule: messenger RNA, 1036 nt
Organism: Haliotis rubra (blacklip abalone)
Lineage: Eukaryota; Metazoa; Mollusca; Gastropoda; Lepetellida; Haliotidae
Exons: 3
Coding region: 107-922 (271 amino acids)
Source: RefSeq, a predicted model, not a curated record